This is a messenger RNA of Chionomys nivalis (European snow vole), 323 nucleotides long. RefSeq names its product NEDD8-like. Gene Ontology annotation, molecular function: ubiquitin protein ligase binding; protein tag activity. Gene Ontology annotation, cellular component: nucleus; cytoplasm. NCBI's taxonomy places the organism in Eukaryota, Metazoa, Chordata, Mammalia, Rodentia, Cricetidae. The transcript has a single exon. Bases 10 to 255 code for a protein of 81 amino acids. Gene Ontology annotation, biological process: regulation of proteolysis; protein neddylation; modification-dependent protein catabolic process. The record is from RefSeq and is a predicted model, not a curated record.
GGGAAGAAGAUGCUAAUUAAAGUGAAGACGCUGACUGGAAAGGAGAUUGAGAUCGACAUUGAACCCACAGACAAGGUGGAGCGAAUCAAGGAGCGUGUGGAAGAGAAAGAGGGCAUCCCCCCACAACAGCAGAGGCUCAUCUACAGUGGCAAACGAAUGAAUGAUGAGAAGACAGCAGCUGAAUACAAGAUCCUAGGUGGUUCAAUCCUCCACCUGGUGUUGGCUCUUAGAAGAGGAGGUGGUCUUGGGCAAUGAUGAACCUCGGUUCCAUUUUACCUCCUUGCCCUGUCGCUCAUAAUGAAGCAUCACAUAUCCUCUCACAC